Molecule: messenger RNA, 1001 nt
Organism: Oppia nitens
Lineage: Eukaryota; Metazoa; Arthropoda; Arachnida; Sarcoptiformes; Oppiidae
Product: pre-mRNA 3' end processing protein WDR33-like
Exons: 3
Coding region: 104-865 (253 amino acids)
Cellular component (GO): mRNA cleavage and polyadenylation specificity factor complex
Molecular function (GO): protein binding
Source: RefSeq, a predicted model, not a curated record
AACAAAACUAAAACAAAUGUUUGUAUUAUAAUUAAGUCAAUUCAUCAAUUAAUUUGAUACCCGAUUACCAUCCGAUAAGUGGCCACUACUGAUAAGACACACGAUGGCAACCAUGGCAUCGCCAUAUAGGGCACAGUUUAAUACACCCGCCGGUGGAGGAGGAGGCGGUGGUGGCGGCGGAGGAGGAGGAGGAGGUCCGCCAUCACAGUAUCACAAAGGCUAUCGCCAGCCGAUGACCAGUUUCUAUGUAUUUCAACCGCGACCGCCAGUGGCCAAUACAUAUCAGGCUACCGAAUUUGAUGGGAAACGUUUGCGUAAAGCCAUUGCCCGCAAAACAGUCGACUAUAAUUCGUCGGUAAUUAAGAUGUUAGAGUCAAGAGUCUGGCAACGGGACGAACGAGAUUUUCCCGCUAUUAAUCCCGAUGUUGGCUACUAUACAGAGAUGGUACCGCCGUUGAAUAUGUUGGACAAUCCAUCCAAUUGUAUAACUACAAAGUUUGUCCGAACAUCGACCAAUAAGAUGCGUUGUCCAAUAUUUUGUGUCCUCUGGACACCCGAAGGUCGACGACUGGUUACGGGAGCUUCGAGUGGAGAGUUUACUCUAUGGAAUGGAUUGACAUUCAAUUUCGAGACCAUUCUUCAAGCUCACGAUAGCGCCGUACGGGUAAUGGUCUGGAGCCGUAGCGACAAUUGGAUGGUCACUGCCGACCAAACCGGUUAUGUCAAGUACUGGCAAAGCAAUAUGAAUAAUGUGAAGAUGUUUCAGGCGCACAAAGAGCCGAUACGGGCCAUCAGGUUCGCACAUAACACACACACAAUCAAUCAAUCAAAAAAUAGCAGAUAUAUCUGCGCACAGUUACCUUAAAAAAAAAUAUUUUUUAGACUACCGGUUCACCAAAUAAACAAAUAAUAACAUCUCCCUAUCACACAAUCAUCACCGGUGAUGUAUUUUGUUGACUAUUUUUUUUUAAUUUGUUUGUUAAAAUAAUUAUAUAUUUGUU